CCAGUAGAGGAGUGUGCGCAUGCGUGUCUCGCUCUGUCGGUCUCACAUCACAACUCAACAGCGCGCGUCCCCUUUGUGCCGGAGUGGAGCGAGCCGUGCGCAUGCGCAGUGUAGCAGGCACAAGAACUAUUGGAAAGGCUGCAGAGAGCACUGAGCGGUACCAUGGGGGAGACCGGAGGGGACGUUAACUCCAACCUGCUCAUCCCCAGCUCCACCGGCGACCCCGAGCUCGACCUCGCUGUGUGCCAAUGGCUGCGCUGGGAUAAGAAUCCAAAGACGAAAGCCCAGAUAGAGACGUUGCUACAGAAUGGGAAGAACAAGGAGCUCCGGGAGCGUUUGUGCUGCCGCAUGUCCUUUGGCACCGCUGGUCUGCGCUCUCCUAUGGGUGCUGGGUUCAGCUGCAUCAAUGAUCUGACCAUUAUACAGACCACCCAGGGAUUGUACCACUACCUGGAGAGGAGUUUCCCUGAUCUGAAGAAGAAGGGUCUUGUGAUUGGAUAUGACACACGAGGUCAAGUGACAAGCAACAGCAGCAGUAUCAGGUUUGCCAAGCUCACAGCCGCUGUUCUCCUGAGCAAAGGGGUCCCGGUGUACCUUUUCUCCAGAUACGUCCCCACUCCUUUCGUGCCCUACGCUGUACACAAACUGAGAGCAGUAGCCGGAGUCAUGGUCACAGCGUCGCACAAUCGCAAGGAGGACAAUGGGUAUAAGGUGUAUUGGGCAAACGGGGCGCAGAUCACGUCGCCCCAUGACAAGGAAAUCCUGAAGUGCAUCGAGCAACAUACAGAGCCGUGGGACCAAUCCUGGCAGGAGAAUCUGCCCGACAGUAGCCCCCUGGCCAGAGACCCCCUGCAGGAGAUAACCAGGAGUUACAUGGAGGAUCUGGAGUCACUCUGUUUCCAUAGGCACAUCAAUAUGAAGACACCCCUAAAGUUUGUUCACACGUCCUUUCAUGGCGUCGGCCAUGAUUACGUACAGGCAGCGUUCAAAGUCUUCGGAUUCAGCCCUCCCAUUCCAGUCCCCGAGCAAAAAGAUCCUGAUCCCGACUUCUCCACGGUGAAAUGCCCAAAUCCGGAGGAAGGAGAAUGCGUCCUGGAGCUGUCUCUCAGGCUUGCAGAGAAGGAAGGAGCCCGGGUUGUGGUGGCAACUGAUCCAGAUGCCGACAGACUGGCAGUUGCUGAAUUGCAGGACAUGGGCCGCUGGAAAGUCUUCACUGGCAAUGAGUUGGCUGCACUGCUGGGCUGGUGGAUGUUCUACUGCUGGGAUAAGUCCUGCUCUGAUAGAUCUGAUGUGACUGAUGUUUAUAUGCUGGGGACCACCGUCUCCUCUAGUAUCCUGCACUCUAUUGCCAGCAAACAAGGCUUCCACUAUGAGGAAACCCUUCCAGGAUUUAAAUGGAUUGGAAACAGGGUGAAAAGUCUCCUGGAUGAUGGGAAAACAGUUGUAUUUGCAUUUGAAGAAUCUAUAGGCUUUAUGUGCGGAACGUCGGUGCUGGACAAAGAUGGAGUGAGCGCUGCUGUGGUUGUGGCAGAAAUGGCCGCCUUUCUGGAUAGUAACCGUGUGACCAUGGAGCAGCAGCUGGAGACAAUCUAUGAGACUUAUGGUUAUCACAUUUCAAAGACCUCUUAUUUCUUGUGCUACGACCCGGCCACCAUCAGAAGGAUAUUUGAGCGUCUGCGGAACUACAGUGGCCCAAAGAGAUACCCCCAGUUCUGCGGCCCGUACGGCAUCCUUCAUGUUAGAGAUGUGACCAUGGGCUAUGACAGCAGCCAACUGAAUGAGAAAUCUGUCCUGCCGGUGAGUAAGAGCAGCCAGAUGGUGACCUUCACCUUUCAGAACGGCUGUGUUGCCACCCUGAGAAGCAGCGGGACGGAGCCCAAGAUAAAGUACUAUGCUGAGAUGUGCGGCUCUCCAGGCCAAGGAGAAAGGUCUUUCUUGGAAGAAGAGCUGAAAAAGGUCAUCGAUUCUCUAGUGGAGAAUUUCCUGGAACCCAGCAGGAAUGGCCUGAUCUGCCGCUGUGUGUAAAUCUUCUUCCCACCAAAGCACCCCAUCACUGUGUCGGUAAAGUUACGGCGACCGCAUCUUACAAAACACCAAAAAUGAGAUGGCGAUUACCAAAGAGCAAGCAGAGUUGAUCCCUGCCUUGGCUAAGCCAUAGGGUGUCCCGACUACUGACUGCAGGGAUGUAGCUGCUCCUAGUGGGUGACCCAUAAUGCCCUGGGCAGAACACUUUAUAAGCUGAAGAGCGGACGGAGGGACAUUUCUACUCACCUGAGUCAUAUUUCUCUGAUAUCCCUCUUUUUGUCUUUUUUUUGACCAAAUCAUUUACAGCAUCUUGUUAAGGCGCUUGAUGUUCUGCAUGAGUUGCACUAAGCCUUCACCCCGGCGGGGUCGGUGUCACAGAGGGGCCCAUUCCUCUCCCGUCCUAUCAGGUGGCACCAGGGAGGCCGUUACAAUUCUUUGUCUGUUUUGCCUGUUUCUUGUUAAUUUAUUAUAAUUUUUUUAUACAUUUUAUAUGAUGUAUAAAUAUUCUGUGCAGGAGCCACGCCUGCUCUGUUUCCGUUUAUUUUUUCCCGUAUUGCAUGCGUUUAUAUAUCAAUAUUUUAGCGACCGAGAAGUGUGGCGAUGAAAAAGCAUUUGGUUUUGCCGUAGAAAUAGCGUCGUCUUUUUUUUUUUUCGGGAUGCACCGAAUCCUUCGCAAAAGAUUCGGCCGAAUAAUGAAUUUUUUUUUUACUUCCUUGUUUUGUGACAAAAAGUCACGCGAUUUCCCUCCCCUAAUUUGCAUAUACAAAUUCGGAUUUUGCAGAAUGAUUUGCCCGAAUCAGAAUCCUGCUGAAAAAGGUCGAGUCCCGAACCGAUUGGAUUCGGUGCAUCCCCAGUUUUCAGCGAUAAGGCGUGUAGCGUUAAAUACCAGAGUUGUGUUUGAUUUAAUUUGAGCAUUGUGCUUAAAGACACAGGCGCUUUUCAACGUUAGAAUUGCGAAGACAAUUACGAAGUUAUUUGAGGGAUGCCGGGAGUUGUUUACAAACAUGUAGCGCAAAAUUAUGGCAGAGAGGCGAGCCAGUGCUCGUGUGCAUCACAAUAGGGUUCCAUUUAUUACUGGGAAAUUGUGAACCCUUGGCAACCAAUCAGAGUGUAGCGUUAUAAUAAUAAUUCAUAAUAAAUGAUUGGUUGCUGCGGCUGUGUUGGUGCAAAUUCUGCCAGUGUUUAAAUUGUAGAACAUAGAGUGUUUAUACUGUUCUAUCACUAGAAAUUGGCAUUUCAGUGUCAUUGAAGUAUCUACAGAGAGGGCACAGACCACUACUACAGACCACUAGUAGCAAAUUACUUAAAGGGGUUGUUUACCUUUAAAUUAACUGUUAGUAUGAUGUAGAGAGGAAUAUUCCGAGACAAUUUGCAAUUGGUUUUCAUUUUUUAUUAUCUGGUUUUUGACUUAUUUAGCUUUUUAUUCAGCAGCUCUCCAGUUUGCAAUUCCCCUAGCAACCAUGCAUUGAUAGGAAUAAGAGACUGGAAUAUGAAUAGGAGAGAGACCUUAAUAGAAAGACCAGUAAUAAAAGGUUUCAAUAACAACACAUUUGUAGCUUUACGGGGCAUUUGGUUUUUUCUUAGAUGGGGUCAGUGACUCCCGUUUGAAAGCUGAAAAGAGUCAGAAGAAGAAGGCAAAUAAUUCAGAAACUAUAUAAAAAAAUAAUGAAGACCAAUGGAAAAGUUGUUUAGAAAUAGCCAUCCUAUAAUAUACCAAAGGUUAACCACCCCUUUAAGGCUGGGGUGAGUUCCCUAUAAACAGCAUUUUAGCCAUUGAGGCUGAGAUAGGACAGGGCUGAGGGAAACCACUAUGAAGUCUCAGCUGAUUGGCCCAGAGAUGAUUGGCUGCUUUAAAAGGGUGUUUCCAUUGCUUAUAAACCCGCCCAUGCAGAGCCGUCUGACCGAGUUUCCCCGCAGCCUUCCAGCGGUGUGCUUUAAAGAAUUUAAAAAUGAGCUCCUCGUGUCUAAGAAGCUUUUAAAAUCUGCAUUAUAUUGAAUUUCAAGUUUUUUUUUUUCGUGAUUUCUCAUUAGGGGGUGAUGGUCCCCUUUAACGUCUACCUAUCCAAUACUUAAAGUGAUUUUUUUUGGGGGGGAACUGUUACCCGAACGUGUGUUUCAUAGCAGAGUGUCUCAUAAGGCACAGCCCUGCCCUGAGCAUUAAUACAAUCUAUAUUGCUAUCAGAAAAACCAGCUGAUUUUAAUGACUUUACACGGCAGGUAAGUGGUUUUGUAUAACUUACAGCAAGAGACUAGAGGGGUUAUGUAAUUAAAGGCACUAAGUUUGUCCAGGGGCAGUAACCUGUAGCAACCAAUCAGCAGGUAGAAUUUCCUGGUCACAUGUUUAAAUGCAAACAUCUUAUUGGUUGCUACUGGUUACUGCUCCUGGGCAAACUUAGUGCCUUUUAUUACAUGUGGGGGUUUAUGGCUUAAUGUCAUUGCUGGUAUAGAAACAGUAAUUCUUUGCAUUAGACCCACUACUAACCUCCCCCGGCUACUCCGGUACUUCUGCUCCUGUGCUGCUCUCUUUCCCAUGAUCUGGUGGGGGCGGAGCUUAGUUUUGAUUGUGAAAUUGCUCUAUGAGACUUGCCCGCUAGGGGUAGAUCUUGCUUCAUCCAAUAGCCUUCCUAUGCUCUUUGACUUCAAUGCAGUGGUAGACCCCAUUCAUUUCCAGUAUCAGUCUGUACCCUGUAUGGCCUUGGGAAAGAGAACAGCCCACAAAUAGGAAGUAGAAGAUUGUCAUUGCCUGCUAGUAAGAAUUUGGCAGAUUGGAGUGGUUUAUCUAGGUGGAAAAUCCCCUGGGGGUUGGCCUGUUGAAGUUGGUCAUAUACAGUCUCUUAGUAGUGACAAACGCUUCACCAGGAUUUCUAAUACAAUCAAGUGCCCUCUCUUGUAUCAGUGUAAUGGCCGUUGUGCUGUAUAUAUACAAUGUGUGUGAGUGUGUAGAAGCCUUUGCACUUUGUGUAGCACCUGUGAAUGUAUCCCCCGGGCCCCUGUCGUCUGGGUUGCACUACUUUCUCUAAAUUGCACUGUUUCCUUUUACAAUUGUGACGUCACAAUCGCUUCCCUUUAGGUCAUGUGAUUUGUGAAUUGGGUUUUCCAAUAAACUUUGACCAGAUAACCUGGCGCGGUCAAGGGAAAAAGUGUUCCUAAUUCUCAAGCUUUGUCGAUUUAUUUGAAUGAGUGCUCGUUAUACUUGGUUAUGACAUCACAGAUAUGAUAAUGACACUGUUGCAGGAUUGACAUCUUGUUCUCCAUUCUUAGAUUUAAUAAGUUCAGUAACCGAAUUGGAUUGACUGCAACUGUCUGGGUUGUGGCACUGGGGGUGCGGGGUUAGUAGCCCUCAUCCAGCCUUUGUAGCCAAGAGUAGAGGCCCCUCUACCAGGUGAUCAUUAGGGGAAUUUUAUAGAAAAUGUUUUUCAUGAGUGUAACCUGUAUAUAUAUCCAGCCCCCUAUAGGCCAGGACACGGGAUACGUGCUGUUUUCCACGUCUUUUUAAUUCUGGCUAAAUUCUAUUCCCCCGUCCUGUGUUUGUUUUUUUGGGAUUGCACAGAAGUCAAUAUAAAAGUGACCCUUAUGGGCAGGACAAGGUCCUAUCAUCCCACUUGUAACCUCCCCCUGGGUAAGUGAAUCCAAUCUCCCCCAGUACUUACCCAGGUACAGAGCUCUGAUUCUCUGUACUUCCUGCUCCUGGGCUGUUCUCUUUCCCAUGGUCAGACAGGAACUUUCCCCUGGGUAAGUGAAUCCAAUCUCCCCCAGUACUUACCCACGUACAAAGCUCUGAUUCGCUGUACCUCCUGCUCCUGGGCUGUUCUCUUUCCCAUGGUCAGACAGGAACCUCCCCCUGGGUAAGUGAAUCCAAUCUCCCCCCGGUUCUUACCCACGUACAAAGCUCUGAUUCUCUGUACUUCCUGCUCCUGGGCUGUUCUCUUUCCCAUGGUCAGACAGGAACUUUCCCCUGGGUAAGUAAAUCCAAUCUCCCCCAGUACUUACCCACGUACAAAGCUCUGAUUCGCUGUACCUCCUGCUCCUGGGCUGUUCUCUUUCCCAUGGUCAGACAGGAACCUCCCCCUGGGUAAGUGAAUCCAAUCUCCCCCCGGUACUUACCCAGGUACAAAGCUCUGAUUCUCUGUACUUGUUGGACUCUUCUCUUUCCCAUGGUCAGACAGGAAUCUCCCCCACUACUUACCCAGGUACAGAGCUCUGAUUCUCUGUACUUCCUACUGAUGUGCUGCUCUCUUUCCUAUGGUCAGACAGAAAACGCCGGGCAGUGGGAGAGACUGCACCAAAAUCCCCCAGUUCUGUUACCUCAUGGUGCUGUGCUGCCCUAGUGGUGAGCUGUGUGUUACACUGCUUGUGUUGCUUUAAGUUACUGUACAUUUAUGUUAAUGGUUUUUGUGUUUCCUGUGUUAUAAAUAAAUGGCAUUUCUGUUACACCCA
This is a messenger RNA of Xenopus laevis (African clawed frog), 6462 nucleotides long. RefSeq names its product glucose 1,6-bisphosphate synthase-like. The record is from RefSeq and is a predicted model, not a curated record. Lineage: Eukaryota; Metazoa; Chordata; Amphibia; Anura; Pipidae. The coding region runs from base 163 to 2025 and encodes 620 amino acids. The transcript has 14 exons.